This is a messenger RNA of Metschnikowia bicuspidata var. bicuspidata NRRL YB-4993, 1318 nucleotides long. RefSeq names its product prephenate dehydratase (gene PHA2). The transcript is spliced from 2 exons. Gene Ontology annotation, molecular function: prephenate dehydratase activity; chorismate mutase activity. Lineage: Eukaryota; Fungi; Ascomycota; Pichiomycetes; Serinales; Metschnikowiaceae. Gene Ontology annotation, cellular component: cytoplasm. Gene Ontology annotation, biological process: L-phenylalanine biosynthetic process. The record is from RefSeq and is a predicted model, not a curated record. The coding region runs from base 69 to 1031 and encodes 320 amino acids.
GGUCACGUGACCCCGGGCAUGUUUCUUUCCCUCCAGAAACCUCCCCGGCCACCAGUCCCGCCCCCAAAAUGAGCCUGCCCGUCAAAGUGGCGUUUCUAGGCCCCGAGGGGACGUAUACGCACCAGGCCCUUCUCCAACAGUUCGGCAGCGACGCCAAACAGGUCCAGAUUUUCCCGCAGGGGUCCAUCAACGCGUGUUUCGACCAGAUAAAUGCCCGGCAGGUGGACUACGCGGUGGUGCCGCUCGAAAACUCGACGAACGGCCAGGUGGUGUUCACCUACGACUUGCUCAGAGACUGGUUCAUCUCCUGUGGCAGCCGAAAAGCCCCUGGGUUUUCCGUGGUGGCCGAGCAGUUUGUGGCGAUCCACCACUACCUAUUCUCCAACGCGGAGGACUUGUCCCGGGUCGACAAACUAUAUUCCCACCCGCAAGUGUGGGGCCAGGUCAGCGAGUUUCUUCGGACCGAGAAGUUCAACGGCCAGUGCAGUCGGAUCGACACCGGCUCCACGGCACAGGCGGCCGAGAAGGUGUUUGAGGACGCCACGCACACGUCUGCGUGCAUCAGCUCGGAAAUGAGCGGCCGGUUGUAUGGCUUGCCCACGAAACGAGCCGAGAUCGAAGACAUGAAGGGCAACACCACCCGGUUUUUGGUGCUCGGCUAUGGCCAGAUGCUUCAUGGAGAAGCGCGCGAGGGCACGCGUGGAGAAACAGAAAAGGCUGUGGGCCCAGAGGACUCUGCCGGGGGUGCGGACCAUUGCAUCACCUCGCUCAUGUUUGUUUUGAACGACAACGACCCCGGGGCACUUUGCGAGGCGUUGGAUGCGUUCAAGAUCCACCGCGUGAACCUCACAUCCAUCGCGUCGCGGCCCUCCAAGGUGACGCCAUGGGAAUACGUGUUUUUCGUCGAUGCCGAGGGCCACGAGAACACGCCCGAAAUGAGGGAUAGCGUGAGGCAGUUGCAGGAGCACUGCCAGCGAGUGGCGGUGUUGGGUCUGUUUGUGAGGUCCUGGAGGUACAAGAAGCACGUGUAAUACGACGCAGGCCACAGAUGCCUAGGCCAGGAGACACUGUGAAAUGACCGCCGAUGUUUGGGCCCCCUCAUCUGGGCUCGUGUGGCCAAGUGCCCCCGGAGCGAGAAGUGGGACUGGACUCUUGUAGAUUUUCCUAGUUCGAGCCACCUUGCCCGGCUAUGGGUCCAUAAUCAAAUCAGAAGAACAGGCCUGUAUGAAUGUUGGGCACCAGUCAUACAGACCAGGCCCUCUCGUGGUUUUUUCUGCAUUCAUAAUAAAUCUGCAUUCCUAUAAUAUCUGUAUCCAUG